This is a messenger RNA of Jatropha curcas, 1537 nucleotides long. RefSeq names its product isopentenyltransferase 3 (gene IPT3). Gene Ontology annotation, molecular function: tRNA dimethylallyltransferase activity. Gene Ontology annotation, biological process: tRNA modification; cytokinin biosynthetic process. The record is from RefSeq and is a predicted model, not a curated record. NCBI's taxonomy places the organism in Eukaryota, Viridiplantae, Streptophyta, Magnoliopsida, Malpighiales, Euphorbiaceae. Gene Ontology annotation, cellular component: mitochondrion.
AGAUAUUGUUUAAUAAACUUAUAUGUAUCUUAUCACUUGAAUCACUGUUCAUGAAUGAGUAUUUUAUAUGUAAAUAUAUGUGUGUUUUCACACUUGAGUUGAGGUAGAGGUGGCCACGGUUCCAUAAAAUUUGGAACCGGAACCGAACCGAAAAUUAACUUGUUCCAGUUAUGGUUUAGAACCAAACAGUUCCGGUUCCUUAACGUUUCCAAAAUCGACGGUUCCGACCGGUUUGAUCGAUUUCAGACGGUUCGGACUGGUUUUGAACGAUUUCGACCGGUUUGGGAUGGUUUUGACCGAAACUAGAACCGUCGGUUCUAACCGAAAUUGGAACCGCCGGUUCACGGUUCCAAAACUGGUGGAACCAAAACCGAACCAGUUCAGACUGAUUUCGGUUCGUUUCGGUUCCGGUUCGCACUGGUUCAGAACCGACAAUUUUGGUUCCAAAAACCGGAUUUUGGCCACCAUGAGUUGAGGUUAAUCAUGAGAUUGUCAAUGUCUCUACGCCAAGCAACAAACCCUCCUAGUCACGUGCUUGAUAUUCCUACCGGAAGGCUCAAAAUGGACAUUGUAACGCCUAGGUGGCAGAAAUCAAAGGUGGUGAUUUUAAUGGGAGCCACCGGAACCGGAAAGUCUAGACUCUCUCUGGAUUUAGCAAUGCAAUUUCCGGCUGAAAUUAUUAAUUCCGACAAAAUGCAAGUUUAUAAAGGGCUUGAAGUUACCACAAACAAAAUUACAGAAGAAGAAAGCUCAGGAGUCCCUCACCAUCUCUUAGGAGUAGUAAAUCCCAAUGCAGAUUUCACAGCAAAAGAUUUCUGCAACAUGGCUUCAUUAACUAUAGAAUCAAUUUCGAUCCGAGGCUUACUUCCAAUUAUUGUUGGAGGUUCCAAUUCAUACAUUGAAGCCUUAGUUGAUGAUCCAGAGUUUAAGUUCCGAUCAAGAUACGAUUGUUGCUUUUUGUGGGUAGACGUUUCAAUGCUGGUACUGAAAGAGUUUCUCUAUAAGCGAGUCGAUGAAAUGGUUAACAAAGGAAUGGUUGAUGAAGUGAGAAAUAUUUUUGAUCCCAAUGCGGAUUAUUCAAGAGGGAUUAGGAAAUCAAUUGGAGUUCCAGAAUUAGACAAACAUUUCAGAAGUGAAUUAUUCUUGGAUGAAGAAGAAAGUGCCAGAGUUCUUCAGGAAGCAAUACGCGAAAUAAAGAGCAAUAAUUAUAAAUUAGCUCUCCGUCAAGUGGAGAAAAUUCGCCGGCUUAAAAAUGUGAAAGGAUGGAAUAUACAUAGAAUUGACGCUACAGAGUUUUUUCGUAAUAAGGAUGAUGAUGAGAUGUGGAAGACGCUUGUGGGUAGACCGAGUAUUGCCAUUGUUAGACGGUUUCUUUACAGUUUGACAGCCACCGGAAGUAGUAGUGUUAGCGCAGGAACAGCCAAAGAUUACAUUGCACAAUGUCUUGUCUCUUGAAAUUAUAUGUGUUAUCAUCAUCAUCCAUAUUUGUCGAAAAUAAUAAAUUUUGAGUAAUAAAUAGCAGUAAUUGUUUUUUUCA